GUUUUUUUGUGGGACCUGGCAAUUUUUAAAUGACCUCUGUGCUGGAUAACUGUGACUAUCUGGCAACACUGCCCUUGUGGCAUUAAGGUUUCUCCAGUUGCUGCCUAGUGAAGCCACCAGAGAGCGAAAUUAGAACCUUUAUCUACUGAUGAAGCAGCUGGUGCACCCAGGUGAAAUUAAUUAAGCGGCCCUCUGCCCCUGCCAGGGUGAAAAAGAUGAAUCCGUGGAUCCAAUAGUUUGUUAAGUCAGGGAGAAGAUUGUUUUAAUUUGCACCAAGUUUUUGGUGUGUCUAAGACUUCUUCAAAAGUCUGUUUUUUUUAACUCAUUUCUCAUAGGAAAGCUCUAAAACACCGGAAGUCACGUCUGUCGCAGACUGAACUCCGUCUGUGAGCUCAAAACAUUUAAGAAUGAACGAAAGUAGAAGAAAAAGCCCCCCCAUGUUCCUCCUCCAGCUGAGCUCCUGCACCCCCCCCCUCAGAGCUUUGCCCUCCUUCUGCUGGACUCGUUCUAGGAGCAACGCCGCCUCCUCCCACCUCCCUUAUUUCCUCCCCACUCCCCCCCACCCAUGGCCUCCCCCUCCCAUCUCAAGGCAUGGUCUUCCUCCCCGCCCCGUCCUCGGCUUUAGGACGGCCCCCCCUGUGAGCAUCAGUGCUGCGUUCCUCCUGGGGGGCAGCUGCUCCUCCUUCCACACAUCUGCUGGCAGCAUGGAGUUCCCAGGCCGAGACCCCCCAAGGAAACGGAUACGGACUGAGGAGCAGAGACGAGGCUCCGGCCCCCCCCCCAGAGGACCAGCAGGAGGACGGAACCAGGAGUCCAGCAGAGACCAGUGUGCUGGUCUGGACCUGAGGGGGAGCAGAACUCCUCCACCGAAGGCCUACCCCAGCGCUGGGGGCCUGGUGGGGGGGCAGAGGAGUGGCGUUGGACCAGCAGGACCGUGGAGGCACAGAGUUCUCCAGCGAUACUGGGAGUCCUGCAGUUCCGAGCCUCCACCACUGGGGGGCAGCACAGCCUUCCACUUCACUGUCAUGUCCUACAACAUCCUGUCCCAGCAGCUGCUGGAGGACAACGCCUUCCUGUACCGCCACUGCCCCCCCGCCGUCCUGUCCUGGGACCACCGGCUCCCCAACCUGCUGUCUGAGAUCCAGCACCUCCAUCCGGAUGUUCUGUGUCUUCAGGAGGUUCAGGAGGAUCACUAUGACAACCAGAUCAAAGCUGCUCUGCAGGCCCUGGGGUACCGGUGUGAGUACAAGAAGAGGACGGGACAGAAGCCGGACGGUUGUGCCGUCGCCUUCAAGGCGUCCCGCUUCCACCUCCUGUCCUCCAACCCGGUGGAGUUCUUCCGCGCCGGUGACCCCCUCCUGGACCGGGACAACGUGGGGCUGGUGGUGCUGCUCCAGCCCGCCGAUGGGCGGAGCGGGUCGCCCCCCAUCUGCGUGGCCAACACCCACCUGCUCUACAACCCGAAGCGCGGCGACAUCAAGCUGACUCAGCUCGCCAUCCUGCUGGCUGAGGUGCAGCGGCUGUCCCGCCUCCCCGAUGGCUCCGCCUGCCCAGUCCUGCUGUGCGGGGACUUAAACUCCGCCCCCUGGAGUCCGCUCUACACGUUUCUGACCAGAGGCUGCCUGGAGUACCAGGGGAUGCAGAUUGGCAUGGUGUCGGGUCAGGAGCCCUCCCCCCGGGGUCAGCGUCUCCUUCCGUUGCCCCUCUGGCCCCCCACUCUGGGCAUCAGCCAUCGGUGCCGGUAUGAAGCGGCGUCCUCAGGUGAGUCUGACCCGGGUCAUGUGACCUGCGGCGUGUCGCCUCACGGAGGUGAAGCAGACGGUCGUGGCUCAUCUGUUGAAGAGGCGAUCUGUGACCUCGCCGUGGAGGAUCCGGGCGGCGGAUCCGUCCCUGAGUCGGGUCUGAAAAGGGUCAGAACCGGGACUCGGGACCGUUUGGGCGGGUCCAGGAUCGAACACGGCCUGAAGCUGCGGUCGUCCUACCGACACCUGCAGCCUGACGGCCGGCCGGAGAUCACCACCUUCCACUCGCGCACCGCCUUAACGGUGGAUUACAUCCUCUACAGCCCUGUUUUCACGGAUGCCACGCCUCCACGGCCCAGUGGGCGUGGCCUCCAGCUGAUGGGCAGGCUGUCAUUGGUGGGUCAGGAGGAGCUGGAGGAGGUGAACGGGCUGCCCAAUCAGUACCUGUCCUCUGACCAUCUUCCACUCCUGGCCCGGUUCCGCCUCCUUCACUGAAGAAUCGUGAACUCGGGUUCUGAUGGUGAAGGUCUCUGCAGCUGAGUUCUAAAGCAGGACAGCGGGUUCCGACCCGGUUCUGUUUAGUCUGACAUGAACAGAUAUGGGCUCUUUAUACGUUUUCAUCACUUUCAGAAGAGGACCCGCUUCCAGACGUUUGUAAAUAAAGAAGCUUUUAUUUUGAA
Oryzias latipes (Japanese medaka) is the source of this 2422-nucleotide messenger RNA. RefSeq names its product angel homolog 2 (Drosophila) (gene angel2). Gene Ontology annotation, biological process: 3'-UTR-mediated mRNA stabilization. Lineage: Eukaryota; Metazoa; Chordata; Actinopteri; Beloniformes; Adrianichthyidae. The record is from RefSeq and is a predicted model, not a curated record. Gene Ontology annotation, molecular function: mRNA 3'-UTR binding; 3'-5'-RNA exonuclease activity.